GUGAUGCGCUGCGGGCGUCGAUGGCGGCGUGUGCGGCAGCCGGGCGAGCCUGGGGCCGGGUCGGCGCCGCGGGGCUGCCUCCCCUCGCCGGGGGCUUCCGCAGGCAGAGCCACAGAACUUCCGUAUAUUUCCCAUGGCCGCGCACGAAAGCACCUCAUUCCCCGCAUCGGGGCCGUCAAAAUGGCUGCCGGGUUCUCCUGUUGAGGCCGGUGUACCGCUGUCAAGGCACUGCAGCUGCCGCCGCCGGUGUGCAGGCCAUUCCGCCAGCGGCCACCCCGCCUGUAGAGAACGCCCUCUCCACCGCCGACGUCAUCCAGGCCGUGCAGGAGCCCAGCUUCGCUGAGCUGGGCCUCGGCGCUUACACCCCAGUCGGCCUGAUCCAGAGUUUGUUCGAGAGCCUGCAUGUGGGCAUGGGGCUGCCUUGGUGGGGAGCCAUUGCAGCAGGGACGGUGCUGGUCCGUUGCUUGGCUUUCCCAGUCAGUUUGAAGGCACAGCAAGAGGCAGUGAAACUCAGCAGCCAUGCGCUCCAAAUUACGAAGCUGACCACCCGGAUCAGGGACGCCAAGAAAUCUGGGAACAAUUCUGAGUUUGCAAAGGCAUAUUCUGAGCUGGCCCACCUCCAGAAAACGCAUGCCAUUAACCCUCUACGAGGAUUCCUCCUGCCUCUGAUCCAGGCACCCAUUUUCAUCUCGUUCUUCUUCGCCCUGCGCAACAUGGCAGAGCUCCCUGUGCCCAGCUUGCAAACCGGGGGGCUUUGGUGGUUCCUGGAUCUCACGGCCGCCGACCCAUACUACGUCCUACCCCUGACAGUGACGGCCACCAUGUGGGCAGUCAUGGAGUUGGGGGCAGAAUCGGGAAUGCCAAACCAGAACUUCCGGAUGAUGAAAAAUGUUUCCCGAGUGAUGCCGCUCAUUAUUCUGCCCAUCACAAUCUCCUUCCCGACGGCCAUCAUCAUCUACUGGCUGACGUCCAACCUCUUCUCGCUGGUGCAGGCCUCAGUGCUCCGCCUGCCUGCGAUCCGCACCCGCCUCCGCGUUCCCGUGUAGAUCCAACGAGCCCCUGGUCUCCUGCUCGCGGAGGACGGCUUCAUGAAGUGCCUCAGAAAGGGCCCACUGCGACAGACCUUUGCCCGGAAUCCUUUGCAGCAACAUGAGCCCCCCACUCCAAAGCCACCGCCACGAAAGAGGCCGUGGGAGGACACGUUGGGCUGAGCGGCGACCCCAAGACCCGGCACGGAGGCAGUGGAGUGUCCCCCACCGCGGCUCUGGUUUUCUGACUUUUGACAAUAAAGGACCUGGAAGUCCUUUCUCCUCCUCUGGCUCAGUCGGAGCGGGUCCACAUGGAUGGAAGGAUGGAUGUGUGAGGCAGCCUCUUCCCAGGUUUUUUCUGCCUCUCUGUCAGAAGAACUACUUCCUUCCUUCCAAAAAUUAUCCUUCAGAAAUCUC
Varanus komodoensis (Komodo dragon) is the source of this 1445-nucleotide messenger RNA. It is a transcript of the gene OXA1L, whose product is annotated as OXA1L mitochondrial inner membrane protein. Gene Ontology annotation, biological process: protein insertion into mitochondrial inner membrane from matrix; mitochondrial respiratory chain complex IV assembly. NCBI's taxonomy places the organism in Eukaryota, Metazoa, Chordata, Lepidosauria, Squamata, Varanidae. The transcript has 9 exons. The coding region runs from base 21 to 1046 and encodes 341 amino acids. Gene Ontology annotation, molecular function: membrane insertase activity. The record is from RefSeq and is a predicted model, not a curated record. Gene Ontology annotation, cellular component: mitochondrial inner membrane.